Messenger RNA from Coregonus clupeaformis (lake whitefish), 1553 nucleotides. Its product is annotated as zinc finger protein 239-like. The record is from RefSeq and is a predicted model, not a curated record. The transcript has 3 exons. Gene Ontology annotation, biological process: regulation of transcription by RNA polymerase II. NCBI's taxonomy places the organism in Eukaryota, Metazoa, Chordata, Actinopteri, Salmoniformes, Salmonidae. The coding region runs from base 113 to 952 and encodes 279 amino acids. Gene Ontology annotation, molecular function: DNA-binding transcription factor activity; RNA polymerase II cis-regulatory region sequence-specific DNA binding.
UGUUCUCGUUCACACAGGAGGGAGACAUGACUAUCAUGGAUCCUCUGGGGAGCCUCAACAACAUCCUGAUGCUGACGAGGCAGAGAAGAGUCUCUCCAGAUCAGAACACCAGAUGGACAACGCAAGCCCUUCCGCCCUCCCAGAGUCCCCGUGUCGUACCUCUCCCAGUAGCACCUUACUGCUGGGUCUGAAGAGGUUGUCUGUGCGGCUGGUGGACUGCAGGAAAACAACGGGGCUGAGUGGAACUGUGAGAGGAGGAGAAGAGAAGAAAGGAGCAGAUUUGACUCAUCAAAGAGAAAGACCAGACUCAGAGGAAGCAGAGCCAGAGGCGUAUAAAUCAGCAAGACCACACCACUGCUCCCACUGCGGGAAGAGUUUUACCGAGUUAGGGCACCUGAAAGCGCAUGAGAGAAUGCACACAGGGGAGAAGCCUUACCAAUGCUCCCUGUGCGGAAAGAGUUUCUCCUUGUCAGCAAGCCUGAAAAGACAUGAGAGGACACACACAAGAGAUACGCUUUUCCAAUGCUCUCAGUGUGAAAAUAGUUUUUCCUUGUUAGCAAGCUUGAAAAGACAUGAGAGGAUACACACAGGUGAUAAGACUUUCCACUGCUCCCAGUGUGAAAAGAGUUUUACACGGUUAGGGAACCUGAAAAAACAUAAAAGAAUACACUCAGGAGAGAAGCCUUUCCAAUGCUCCCAGUGUGAAAAGGGUUUUACAGAGUUAGGGAACAUGAAAAGACAUGAGAGGACACACACAGGAGAUAAGCCUCAUCGCUGCUCCCAGUGUGGAAAAGGUUUUACCCAGUUAGGACACCUGAAAGUGCAUGAGAGAAUACACACAGGGGAGAAGCCUUACCAAUGCUCAGAUUGUGGGAAGACCUAUUCCUCAUCACGGUCACUUAAAAGUCAUGUGAGAAUCCACACAGGAGAGAAGAAGCCUUACUUCUCCUAGUGUGUAAAUUGAUAUUUCACAUCACAUUGACCUAAUUACUUCUCCUAGUGUGUAAAUUGAUAUUUCACAUCACAUUGACCUAAUUACUUCUCCUAGUGUGUAAAUUGAUAUUUCACAUCACAUUGACUUAAUUACUUCUCCUAGUGUGUAAAUUGAUAUUUCACAUCACAUUGACCUAAUUACUUCUCCUAGUGUGUAAAUUGAUAUUUCACAUCACAUUGACUUAAUUACUUCUCCUAGUGUGUAAAUUGAUAUUUCACAUCACAUUGACUUAAUUACUUCUCCUAGGGUGUAAAUUGAUAUUUCACAUCACAUUGACUUAAUUACUUCUCCUAGUGUGUAAAUUGAUAUUUCACAUCAUAUUGACUUAAUUACUUCUCCUAGUGUGUAAAUGGAUAUUUCACAUCACAUUGACUUAAUUACUUCUCCUAGUGUGUAAAUUGAUAUUUCACAUCACAUUGACUUAAUUACUUCUCCUAGUGUGUAAAUUGAUAUUUCACAUCACAUUGACCUAAUUACUUCUCCUAGUGUGUAAAUUGAUAUUUCACAUCACAUUGACCUAAUUACUUCUCCUAGUGUGUAAAUUGAUAUUUCACAUCAC